AAAAUUGUAAUCCCCGGUCCAAGUGCAUAUAUUUUGUAUAAAACUCAGCGAGGAUGGACGAAGCCAACAAGGAAGAUGUGAAGCGAGCCUCUCUGUCCAACAGCACGGUGACGAUAAGGCCACGACUCAUCUACGGACUGCGGUCGGAUGUCAUUGGCAACAUCCACUUUAACCUGACCAAGGAGGUCAUUUAUCCGGUAGAGGGAGUCCUAGCGUUCCACGACUACGUCCAAAACAAGCAGAGGUUUCUCAGGCUGCCGGAAGAUACGCGACCCGAGGUGAUAUCCAUAAGUUCGCAUCGCAAACUGCUGGCGGUGGUGGAAAGGCACUCCAAAAAUGGUCGGUAUAUAUCCAUUUAUGAGUUGGCCACUCUGAAGAAGAGACGCCACUUGGAGCUGCCGAGCAACCAUCGCAAUGCUGAGAUCCAGCAGAUGAUCUUCACCAAUGACUCCAGAUCGGUGGCCCUGAUCACCCGCCCGCCGGAGGAAACCCUUAUUAUGUUGGUGCUGGACAAGACCAGUACAGUGAUCGAGGGCAGGGCCACGAUCCCAGGAUCUCAUGGCGGCGCCGAGUGCAUCGCUGGCAAUCCAAACGAUUGCAAUUUUAUGGCGGUCGGAGGCGAGCGCACGUUGUUGCUGAUGAGUAAAUCGGAGCGAGGAUUUAGUAUCAGCAAUAAUUUGAAGGUGAAGUAUAGGGUCACCUCGAUGGCUUUUCUAUCGCUGGACCUGCUGAUGAUUGGUACAUCGGAUGAUCAGUUGAUCUUGGUGGAGAACGGCGAGCAGAAGUUGGCUCAAAAGGCGAGCGAUGCGGACACAGUGGACUUGAUGAUCGAUCAAGAGGUGUUCGAUCGGGACAAGGAGUUGCAGGAACAGCGUUUCCUGCCCACGCAGGCUGUUAGUCUUCCUGACAGGAGAGUCCUCUGCAUGACCGCCUUCCCCAAGGGAUUCGCCUACAUCAUCUUCAAUCGGGCCUUCGUCUUCGAGCGCGUUUCCAAGUUCAAGUUCGAGAGAAAAACCAUCCUUACGGUGCCCACGAAUCUGUAUGCGGAACAUAUGUACCAGAUUCUUAAUCUGGCCAUCGACCACAAACAGGAAACGGUGAUAGUGACCACAUCCCAUUGCCAGAUUUACGUGGGCAUUCUCAUUGUUCCCGAGACCCUGAAGACCAAGCAGCUGAAGUUCGAACCGCUGGGAGUCCUCAUCCACACUGGAGAAAUCAUCGCCAUGUCUGUGUGCGCCUGGAAACCCAUCAUCAUGACUGCCUCUAGGGAUCAGACCAUCCGGAUCUGGAACUAUGAGACCGCCUUGGUGGAGCUGGUUCGCAAAUUCCAGGUGGAUGUUAACAUUGUGGAGCUCAGCUUAACGGGACAGAUGGCGGCCAUCGGCUUCUCGGAUCAGCUGCGUAUCACCCAGAUCUUCAUGGACGAUCUAAACAUUGUCAAGACGUACAACUUUCCGCACUGCAACGCGGUGAGGUAUUCCAAUUUUGGUCACAUGAUGGCCGCCGCCUAUGACAACAACAUAGCCAUUACCUCAGUGUACAAGCUGGAUGUUCUGAUCAAUCUGAAAGGCCACAAUGGCACUGUGCUUUCCGUGGCUUGGUCGAGGACGGAUAAGUUUCUGAUCUCGGGCGGAGCAGAGGGUGCCAUCUAUCUGUGGGACAUUGAGACGGGCGCCAGACUGCAGGAGAUCGUCCAGAAGGGCACUGAAUACGUGACCAUCUCCUGCAGCACCAACGAUCCGCUGACGAUCUACGCGGGAACCAGUAUCGGAACUAUCCGCGAGUUCCAGGACUCCACGCUGGUGAGGGAGAUAACCAUUCCAUCGAGGACCAAGGGAUCCGUAUCCGAUGUUUGCCUGGCCAGAUCGGACCUGAUUAUGUUCGUGGCUGAUCAUGAGGGUAACCUUUUCAAUAUGCAACUGCCGUUCCUGGAGGCCGGAGGAGGAACCUUCACCAAUUUUCGGUUCUUUGAUGGACCAGUCAACAAACUGCGCUUCUCCUACGAUGGCACUCUGCUCUUUGCGAUAUCCAGCAAGGGAACCCUGGCCAUUUGGGCCAUGGACAACAUCGAGGGCAAGGUGCCCUACAUGGAUCAGGAUCUAAUGCGCAGCCAGGAGGUGCUCAUACCGCGCAGUCAACUCAACGACAAAAUCGAGCAGAUUGCUAACCUGGAGUUGCGGUUGAAGCAGCAGGCGGAGGAGUUCCAGUACCAGUUGAGCCAGAACGAGAUCUUUGACGGCCAGCAGCUGCAGGAGGUGCACAGGAGCUACUGCUCGGCGCUGGAGGAGCUGAAGGAGUUGAACAACGAGAUCGAGGCCAGGCACACGGAGGAGAUGAAUCACAUUACGUUCCAAAUCAACUCGAUACGGGAGGAUCACCGUAUCCAGCUGGACACUCUGGCCACUCAGUACUCGGAAAGGAUGCUGAUAGAGUACCAGAAGUUCACCAAUCUGCGCGAGAAUAUGCUGGAGCUGCGCGAAAGCUACGAGGACAAGCUGAAGAACUCCACGGGCACGCUGCAGGAUACGGUGGAGGCCCUGGAGAACAACUAUAAGCAGCAGCUGAACGAGCGCAAGGAGCUCAUCCGCGACCUGAUGAAGGAGAUGCAGGAUAAGAAGGCCGAGUUCAUUGAGUACUGCCGCGAGGUGGAGCUGGAGAAUGAUCGCAACAUGGUCUCCACGCAAACGGAGUACGAGAACAAGUUGACCACUGAGCGAAAUGAAACCCAAAUGUGGCGAGGCAAGGCGGGAGUAUUGCAGAAGAAGUUCGAGUCGCAGAGCCGAGAGAUUGACAAUCUCCUGGAGGAAGUUGAGAUCCUAAAGGAGGAGCACCACAAGUCGCAGCGCAACAUCCAGAAACAGAUGCGGAACAUCGAGGAUCUACAGAAGGACAUUGCCGAUCGCGACUACGCCAUCAACGGUAAGGAAAAACGCAUUCAGGACCUGCUGCACAAGAACCAGGAGCUGGACAAGUACAAGCAGGUGCUGGGCCACAAGAUCGCCGAGCUCAAGGCGCAGAUUGAGCCGCGUGAGUUUCAGAUCAACGACAAGCGCAAGCACAUCAUCGAAAUGGAAGCGGAGCUGGAGGGUCUCAAUCAGAACAACGUGCAGUUGGAGCUGCAGUUAAAGGAGAUGCGGGAUAAAUACCUCAGUAAUGUGGCCGAACUUCGGACGGAGCGACAUCGGGCGAAGGCUUCUCGGGAGUGUCUGCACUCCAUCUGCUCGGACAUUUACUAUGUGGCCGGUGAGAUCAACUCGGCCGAGGCCCUCAAGAAGGCGGUGAAGGAACUGUUCCGCAAACACGCCUCCGACGACGAGCUAAAGCGAUUCGUCACUCUGGACGCGGAGGUCAGGGACGAGUUUAUGCGGCAGCGCAAGCAGAUCGAGAAUGUUCUGGACCGAUACAAGUCGGUGGCCGAGGACAAAUCCGUGCAGAAGAAGUACGACAAGCUGUUCAAGGAGAACGUGAUCCUGAUUGAGGAGAUCGAGAAGCUGAACGAGACCAAUAAGAUGCUGCGCAGCAAGGUGAAGGAGGACCUGCGUCGAUCAACAAAGACAAUACACAAGUAGACAGGCGAGUCUA
Molecule: messenger RNA, 3582 nt
Organism: Drosophila mauritiana
Lineage: Eukaryota; Metazoa; Arthropoda; Insecta; Diptera; Drosophilidae
Gene: tous
Product: cilia- and flagella-associated protein 57
Exons: 5
Coding region: 54-3569 (1171 amino acids)
Molecular function (GO): protein binding
Source: RefSeq, a predicted model, not a curated record